Phytophthora nicotianae INRA-310 is the source of this 2592-nucleotide messenger RNA. RefSeq lists its product as hypothetical. The record is from RefSeq and is a predicted model, not a curated record. Bases 1 to 2592 code for a protein of 863 amino acids. The transcript has a single exon. Gene Ontology annotation, cellular component: endoplasmic reticulum membrane; plasma membrane. Gene Ontology annotation, biological process: (1->6)-beta-D-glucan biosynthetic process. Lineage: Eukaryota; Oomycota; Peronosporomycetes; Peronosporales; Peronosporaceae. Gene Ontology annotation, molecular function: glucosidase activity.
AUGGGCUUGGACCAAGCCUUGGCACCUCAAGUCGGAUCGAACGGAGACGAGAAAACGGCCCGGAUUACGCGGGAACUCGUACGAACGAGUGGCUUUUACAGGCAACAGAAGGAGGAGGAGCUGUGGCACAGCCCGGAGAAAACGCUAGCCGGGGAGCUUUCGGUUUUCGCGGCGUCCGUCCAAUUCGACAGGCGUCUCACUCGGCAAAUUGCCGCUCCAAGUUCACAAGUUCAUCCAUCCACUGGACGCGCUAGACUUCUCAUUCUAGCCCCAGAGACUACAAUGCGGCAUCGACAAUACGCAACAUUAGCUACGGUCGUGGUUUGGGUGGUCACGCUAGCAUUCGUCACGGCAGCUAAGAACGAUACGACGGCAGGUACAACGUACCCGACCAAGUCUGGCAUCAAAAUCUGGGUCGACCCUGCAACGCCCGAUGACCGACAAACGUACACCAGUUCACGUGGCAGAAAAUGGGACCUGGUCAUGAGCGACGAGUUCAACACUCCCAACCGUAGCUUCCGACCUGGUGACGACCAUAUCUGGACGUCGCUGGAGAAACCCGAUGGUGUCAACGGUGCACUCGAGUUGUAUUCACAUAACAUGACCUCAACGAAGUGUGACGACGACGGAACAUGCUACUUCUACAUUAAGGCUGUCGACGAAUUGAACGUGAUUCAUGUGUACAACAUGUACACGCACCCUCCGGGAUACGUCGAUGCUUACUUCUUCUACCGUGCAGCAAUGGUCCAGUCUUGGAACAAAUUCUGCUACCAAGGUGGCAUGAUCGAAACGCGCGUACAGCUCCCGGGUGUCGUCACUCCCGAGUCUGGUAAUCCCGACCUUGCCAAGGGGAAGAACUCGAAGGUUGAGGCGACGAAAUUCUACCCGACCUGGCCCGGUAUCUGGAUGAUGGGGAACCUCGGUCGUGCCAUUUUCUCGGCCUCAACGAACCGCAUGUGGCCGUUCUCAUACGAUAAGUGUGAGCCUGAUCUGUUUGACCCGAGUUACCAACGUAUCAGUGCGUGUAAUGACAACCCCGGCUACGGAUUGAACCCGAACCAAGGCCGUGGCGCUCCUGAGAUUGACGUGCUGGAAGGCGGUGCUACUCUUGUGUCUUCGUCGCUUCAAAUUGGACCUGGUAUGCCGGAUGAAUACCGUAUCAUCGGUGUUAACUACUCAUCGGGAGACAGUUCGUCCUGUAUCUACGCCGGUACUUGUAUGAGUCCCGGCGCGAACUACGUUGACGUCCCGACAGCGUACUACAAGAAGGAACGCGGACACAAGUCAUGGUACCAGGGUCUGCGUUACUCAGCCAACAACUACUGCCAGCAGGACGCCGACGCGAAGCAAUCGUACAGCACAAUUGCUGCGUCCGUGAAAUCUGGCAUCACUGAGAACUCAUGCUCGGUGGAUAUUUGCCCUGCCUCGAACGAUGUCAACGGCGAUUUGAGCUUGAUUGACAGCAAGGGCGAGGAUCACUGGGGUAUCAACACAAACGGUACCUGUUUCCCGCUGUUCAACGUGUACACCGGUGCCUACUUGUGUGACCCCGACAACACAUUUUACAAGUGUGCGAAGCCACGAAAUGAAUCUACUACGCCCAAGUCGAACGCCAUGAGCCAAUUCAACUAUCAGAUGGACGCCAUCUCGGCCAAUUGGCCAGUGCACCUCGGCGCGUACAUGGACUUUGUGACGUACCAGCUCGAGUGGGUCACCGGUAAGAACGGCUACGUGCGAUGGAACCUCAUGGGUAGCCCGCUGUUUGAAGUGCCGUCCAAGUCUAUCUGGGAUAUCCCACAGAACUCGAACAAGACUAAUCCGACCAAGGCGAUGCUGGAGGAACCGAUGUACCUUAUCUUCAACGUCGCGUUGUCGAGUUCGUGGGGUGCCACGCCUCCCAACCCGGGCAAGGCAUGCCGCGGUGACGGCUCUGAUAAAGUGGCUAAUAAGAUCUGUGACGCCUUCCCGUUGUACCUGAAGAUCGACUACAUCCGUCUGUACCAGGACUUGGCAGACGACCUGGAAGAAGACAACUACAUGCACGUUGGCUGUGAUCCAGAUACUCACCCUACCAAGAAGUGGAUCGACGCUCAUAUCGAUGAGUACGAGGAUGACGACAAUAAACACAAAGUGGUUGCUGGCAAGGCGUUCUGUACCGUGAAUGAUGACUGCACGAUUGGAGGCAGCUUGGGUAAGACACUGCUAAAGACUGGCAAGUGUGUGAAGGGACGAUGCCAGUGCACGUACUCGUCGUCGUGGGGCGGUCCGCGCUGUACGACGGCCGUCUCGGGAUCCUCCUCGACCACUGUUGCCAGCAAGUCCGUCAGUACCAACUCGUACGGCCCCCCGUUCGGCAUGUCGAUUGGUAUCGCAGCCAUCAUCGUGUUCCUGAGUUUCGUGUCCGUCAUGUGGUCGUCCAUGAAAGAGAAGAAGGCAGCAGCUCUGCUUAAAAAGCAGGGUAAGAUUGCUGCAGACCUGAGCUACCGCGGCAACGAAGCACAGGUCAAAUUUGACGCCGAGCGGCAAUCGCACGGCAAUGGAAGCGAUCCUCGUCAGAGACCGAGGGACAACUACAGCCAAAAUUUCGUCUAA